AUGGGUUCUUCAAAAAUUAUUGCCAAGGCUCGAACUCAUUACACUAUAAAUGGUCCAGGAUGUCCCAUAUUACGAGAUGGUCCUUAUCUUUAUAAAGAUGUUUUAGGUGGAUUGUGUCUAACAUGUGCUGAAUAUGGAUAUGGCGUAUUUGAUAAUCUAAAAGAGCUAGUUAUUAAUGAUAUUAUGAAUAAAGAUAAACAGAAUAAACUUAUUAAUGAAAUUGAAUAUGUGCAAUGA
Diversispora eburnea is the source of this 237-nucleotide messenger RNA. The record is from the annotation of a GenBank genome assembly. NCBI's taxonomy places the organism in Eukaryota, Fungi, Glomeromycota, Glomeromycetes, Diversisporales, Diversisporaceae.